AUGGCCAACGCAGAAGCUAACCGUCUGUAUUUUGACUCAGUCUCGGACUCAUAUGACAGCAAACCCUGGUUCGCAAAAGUGAACCAACAAGUCGCAGACUCCCUUCGAUCAGACCUCAGCUGGGUGGGCAUCCCGUUUGCCAAUACAGGCUCUCCCUCCGACGCGACUGAAGUACGCUUGCUCGACUAUGCGUGUGGAACGGGCUUAAUGACGCGGGUAUUUGGACCCUACGUCACCAAGACUCAGGGCAUCGACGUCUCCCCCAACAUGGUCUCAUCAUACAACAACCGUGCCCGCGAAGCCAAUCUCUCCGAAGCUACCGUCAAUGCCGUUGUCGGCAAUCUAUUCGACAAGUCAGACCCCUCCCCGUCGGCAUUCUCAGGCCCAGAGUGGCAGAACUUCGAUCUAGCGACUGUCGGUUUCGGAUUCCACCAUUUCGAGGACGUUGUGCACUCGGCUCGGCAAUUGAAAGAACGACUCAGGCCAGGCGGGGUGCUCGUCAUCAACGAUUUCCUUGAGGGAGGCGAUCUGCUGGCAGAUGAGAACGGUGAUCCACUUCCGGACUCGCAAGGCACCCACGCCAUUCAUAAUCACAACCAUGGGCACGGCCAUGAUCAUGAUCGUAAGGAGGAGCACAAACAUGAGCACAAGCAUGAGCACGAGCAUGGGCACCGUUGCGAACAUCACCAUCACCACAAGCAUGAGGAGAAGAAGCACGACAUCGACGAUACAUCUCUCGAGUUCCACAACAAGAUGAACGCCUCCAUUGUAGUCCCGCACUUCAGCAUCGAAGGUGUAAAGCGCUUUCUCACUGAAGCAGGCUUUAUUGAUAUUGAUGUGACGACCAUGAAGGAGAGGGUGUACAUGAUGUUUGAAGGAAAGAAGAUUUGGCGUACAAUCUUGUUUGCGAAGGGUAGGAAACCAGUGGAAGGAAAGAGUGAGCUGUAG
Molecule: messenger RNA, 948 nt
Organism: Cucurbitaria berberidis CBS 394.84
Lineage: Eukaryota; Fungi; Ascomycota; Dothideomycetes; Pleosporales; Cucurbitariaceae
Product: S-adenosyl-L-methionine-dependent methyltransferase
Exons: 2
Coding region: 1-948 (315 amino acids)
Source: RefSeq, a predicted model, not a curated record